This is a messenger RNA of Plasmodium coatneyi, 1173 nucleotides long. RefSeq lists its product as uncharacterized. The transcript has 8 exons. The record is from RefSeq and is a predicted model, not a curated record. Bases 1 to 1173 code for a protein of 390 amino acids. Lineage: Eukaryota; Apicomplexa; Aconoidasida; Haemosporida; Plasmodiidae.
AUGUCAACUGCUAACCACUCCCAGAACUACGUAAAACAUGCCCUUCAGGAGGGUGCCACUGAGGAAAGCACCCCCACUGUGGGGGUUAAUGCCAGCCCAAUUCUUGAGCAUGGCAUGAAAGUAGACUCUCAGUUAAAAACACUGAUUGAGCACCUGUACGUCCUCAAGUUCAAGCUGGAAAAGGAGAAAAAAAUGCACAAGCGGAAAAAGAAAGAUCUACCAAAGGAGGAGGGGGUGCAAAAGGAAGAUAAAACAAACGCCAAAAACGCACAAAACAAGGUCCAAAUCGAAAGUAAAAAUCCGCAAAAGAGGGAGGAACCAAUCAAUAGGACAUUAAUGAAGAGGUUAUCCCAAAAUUGUGAAUGGCACAAAAGUUGUAGGGAUGAUGACCUUGGGGCAGAUGACCCAGGAGGGGAAAGUUCGUGCCCUAUUCCGCAGCUAAUCGAGACCAUCGAAAUUUACAAACAGAGAAAUGCAGAAGAGCAACGCGAAAAAGUCCACCUGAUUGAGAAAUACGAACGUGUCCUCAGGAAAAUCAGAAAAAGGCACAUCCACCAAAUUGGACAAAUUAAAAAUAACGUCCUCCUCGAUGUCGAUUUUUUAAUUCAAAAGUACAGGAAUGUGUCUCUUGAACUACUGCAAAUUGGUCGGAAGAAGGAGAAGGAGAAAAGGGACGAAAAUAGGAAGAUGUCCGAAAUGUGCAUAACUGCUUGCAGGAGGUUUGAAGAGAAUAUGAAGGAGAGUGCGAAGACCGCCAUGCAGGAGCACCAGGCCGAAGUGGCCAAAACCGUCGGAGACGCCAAGAGGGAGAACGCAGCCUUGAAGAAAAAAAUAUCAGAGUUGAAGAACAAAAUGGAAAAGGACAAACGUGAGUCAGGGAAAAUCGAAGUGAAGGAGCUGCAGAAUCAAAUAAGCGAACAGUGUGCGGUGAAUGAUGAGCUGAGAGCAGCCAUUUCGCGAGAAAAAAAAGAACACGAGAUGAAUCUUAUGGACCUCUAUUCGAAGGUUGAUUUGCAAAUAAAAACUUACAAGGAAAACAUCGUGAAGGUAUUCCACGAUAUCCUUCUGAAGAAUAAAAUCGACAUGAGCAUGGACGAGUUGUCUAGCUGCAUUCAAGUGGCGAUGGACACGCACUAUGGACAGGACACCACCCCGCCGAAUGAUAUGCCCUGA